GCCACGGGGCCACGAGGGCAGGGUAAGGCGACCGGGGCGAUACCCCUAACAGUGCUAAAUACUUCCAUCCCUCAGGGCUCGCGUUGGGGCACCCUUAUUUUAGCACCGACACACCGUUCCGACACGAUACACUCCCGCACCAACCAACACACACCGCACACGAGUCUUUAGUGAGCGGCACGCCGGAAGGAUUAACGAAUCGGAGCCCGCUUUAUGAGUUGACCACGCUGAGGGUGAGCGGACAGAAACCCCAGGAGGGCUCCGUCAUUCCCGCGGGAACGUGUCUUGGAGUGUUUGGAGCAUCCGGAGAGUUUGGAAUUUUUUGGAGUGUCACAUCAGACGAGGGUCAUGGCGUCCGACCAGGCUACCAGCCAACCGACCACGACUUCCACCAAUCAAAACCAUCACACAACGCCGCCCGCCCCGGCUCCCGCCAAUCAGAACCAACCCAGGACCACUCCUCGCGGCGAGACUGAUCCUACAUCAACGCCAGCGCCGGAGGGUGGAACCAGCGCGGGGACUGAGGCGGACCAAUCGGAGGCGAGGGAGGCGUCAGGCGUCAAGACCGGGACUUUGCUCGAGACGGGGACGACGAGCGUCGCCACGGGGACCGGCCCGGGCGUCGGACUCCUCGUUUGGGAGGGGUUGCAGGCCCAUGGAACGUGUCACAGGGAAGGCUCUGACGUGUUGUCAGAGCUGACUGAGGGCUGGACAGAGGUGGAGGUGGAGAGGAGGAGACGUGGCUCAAUAGGGGGUGGAGGUGGUGCUGGUGGUGGAUCAGAGGAUCAGAGAGAACAUGGAGGAGAUAGAGGUGGAGGAGGGGGUAGGAGAGGUUCUGGGGCAGGUGGAGGAGUUGAAGGUGGAGAACCGACGGGAGAAGACAGAAGGGGUGGGGAGGUUGGAGGCUCCACUGAGGAGGUGGAGGUGGGACAAGAUAUACGAUUUGGAUCAGCCGAGGGUGGAGGAGAAGGAGUAGUUGACGGAGGGGGUGGAGGAGGAGGUGGAGGUGGCGGUGGACCUGCAGACCAAACGACAGCAGAACCCUGGGGUGGAGUAGACCGAGGCUCCACUGAGAAGGUCGCGGAGCAGGGUGGGGGAUCCGAGACAGGACACCAAGGCCCCCACCCGGGCCCCAGGGAGGAAGAGGUGGUGCAGGGGGCCCCCCGGCAGACAGGCACCGGGUCCUGGGUGAAGAAGAAACUGCCCUUGGCCCCAACGUCCGGGGGGCGUGAGGUGGCGCGCCUCACCGCCCUCUCCAGGAGACACAGCGCGGUGGGAGACCUGAAGGGUCGCUGGCAGGGCUGGGAGUCGGCCCACAGCCACACCCAGAAGCUCAACCCCUUCAGCGCGGGCUUCGACCCCCAGUACUCCAUGUCGUUGAGGCUCCAGCCGGGCGAGGAGGGCUACGGCCGGCCGAAGGAGGGCACCAAGACGGCGGAGAGAGCCCAGCGUGCCGAGCGCCACAUCCACGGCGAGAUCGACGACCUGUGCCACGUGAUCCGCCGCAUGUCGCGGGAGGGCGACGAGGCGGACGGCCGGAGCUGCGUGACAUUCGGCGCGCUGUUCGAGCGCUACGUGCGCGUCUCCGACAAGGUGGUGGGGAUCCUGCUGCGGGCGCGCAAGCACGGAAAGGUGGCGUUCGACGGCGAGAUGCUGUGGAAGGGACAAGACGACGCGGUCGUCAUCACCCUGCUAGUGUGAUGGGGGA
This is a messenger RNA of Gadus macrocephalus (Pacific cod), 1708 nucleotides long. RefSeq names its product AT-rich interactive domain-containing protein 1B-like. Gene Ontology annotation, cellular component: sarcomere. Gene Ontology annotation, biological process: positive regulation of Rho protein signal transduction; positive regulation of transcription by RNA polymerase II. The transcript is spliced from 3 exons. Bases 349 to 1701 code for a protein of 450 amino acids. Gene Ontology annotation, molecular function: actin binding. Lineage: Eukaryota; Metazoa; Chordata; Actinopteri; Gadiformes; Gadidae. The record is from RefSeq and is a predicted model, not a curated record.